Gigantopelta aegis is the source of this 1602-nucleotide messenger RNA. RefSeq names its product kelch-like protein 5. Lineage: Eukaryota; Metazoa; Mollusca; Gastropoda; Neomphalida; Peltospiridae. Gene Ontology annotation, molecular function: protein binding. The coding region runs from base 1 to 1602 and encodes 533 amino acids. The transcript has a single exon. The record is from RefSeq and is a predicted model, not a curated record.
AUGGAGAAUGCUCAAGCACAACUCCUGGUAAACAUCCAUGAAGAGAUUACAAAAGGUGCUUUCACUGACAUACAAAUUAUAUGUAAAGACGGAACAACAACUGGAAGCCGCAUCGUACUGGCGGCGAUAUCAUCGUACUUCCGGCCCAUAUUCUGUUAUGAUAUGGCAGAGAGUCAGACGGGCGUCUUGAACCUUCCCAUGGUGUCUUUGUCGGUGUUGCAAGCUAUCAUCAAAAUGUAUUUGUGUGGAACUAAUCUAGUGAAUGAAAAUAACUGUGUGGAGGUAUUGGAUGCUGCAAAGAUGAUGCAGCUUAACCACAUCAAAGACAUUUGUGACACAUUCGUGAAGGAAAGUCUCACACUGACAGCUGAAAACUAUUUAAAUUGUUGGAGACUUUAUAAACUUUACAAUUUCCACGAUUUGUCCAAACGAGCAUUUUCCUGUUUGGCUGACACGUUUGCUGAUUUUGUUGAAACAGAAAACGUUGUUCAUCUGUCAAAGGAAGAACUUCUGGAAAUCAUUUCAAAAGAAGAGAUGAAAUGUACAGAAGACAUCAUUCUGCAAGGCGCCAUGAAGUGGAUUGAAUAUAAUAACCCGGAUCAAGAUGAUGUCAAACUGAUUUUUGAAAAUGUGCGUCUAGAUCUUGUUGAUUCACGAUUUCUGAUUCAUAAAGUGGUGUUUUCAGAUAUUGUUUAUAAAAAUAAAUCUAUCCAAGAAAUGAUACAAAAGGUGCUACGUUCAUAUCGUGGAGUCACUACUCAAUCAAGGGUCAGUCCGGAAAGAUCUGUUUUCGUUCUCCAUCAUAAUAACACGUCACUACUGUCUUGUUUCACGUCAGACAACAAGUGGGAAGACGUCUCACCAGCACCAGUAGAUCCUGGAAUAUGGUAUUCAGCAGCAGGUUUGGAUGACAAGAUCUAUAUCACUGGUGGUAGUAAGAAGAAGAAAUGCACAUUAAUUUAUAACACCAACAAGAAAGUGUGGACAGUAGGUCCAGAUCUUACAUAUGAACACUACGGUCACUGUAUGGUCACAGCUAACUCUAAAGUGUACUCGAUAGGUGGUUACUAUAGUAAAACAAUAGAGGAAUUGAGCGAGAGUGAGACGCACUGGCAGGUUGUUGGAGAUUUGGAAUUGAGGCGAUAUAACACUUUUCCUUUUACAAUUGGUGAGAACAUCCUCGUUAUGGGAGGAAACACAGACUCGGGCGGAUCAGAUGUUAUCCAGUGUUUUAACACCACAACUCAAACUGUGAGUCAGCUGAACACAAAGUUACCUUGUAGCUCUGAGUCACUGAGAGGCUCUGUUCACCUCCCAGAUGUUUAUCUGUUAGACACCAAUGGCCACGUGAUGCACCUCCAGGUCACCAACACGGUUGGAGAAAUCACGAUUCAGAUUAAAUCCACAGCAGAAUGGAAAUCAUUUAAAUAUUGCUUUGGUGUAACACACCGAGACGGAAACUUGUUGUGUUUUACAAAAGAUGGAAUCAGCAAAUUCAACCUCGCUGAAGGUAAAGAAGAACAGAGUACAUUCCCUAAGUCACCUAGAAGUGACGUAGUGUACAACGUGUGUACGGUGUCCUGUGGGAAAACAUCGCGAUGA